Pieris brassicae (large cabbage white) is the source of this 1317-nucleotide messenger RNA. Its product is annotated as kallikrein-7-like. Bases 46 to 810 code for a protein of 254 amino acids. The record is from RefSeq and is a predicted model, not a curated record. The transcript has 9 exons. Gene Ontology annotation, biological process: proteolysis. Gene Ontology annotation, molecular function: serine-type endopeptidase activity. NCBI's taxonomy places the organism in Eukaryota, Metazoa, Arthropoda, Insecta, Lepidoptera, Pieridae.
GAAUGUAAAGUGUUUUUUUAAACAGUAAGGAAUAUAUCCAGCAACAUGAAGAGUCUAGGGAUUUUAGUAUUCAUCUUAGUUGCGAUACAGGGUGAAAGUGCGGAAUCUCCUGAUGAGAUACCAAGCACUCCAAGCGUGCCCUGGUUGGUUCACCUUCGUUUCACGCGUUUGUCACUCAGAGGUAAAUUAGAUACCUGUGUUGGGGCUCUCUACAACGACAGAUGGGUUCUUACUGCAGCUAGCUGUUUGAUGGAGGACAUUGAGGGUUAUAAUAUUACGUCUCGCUACAUCUGGAGUCGCUUCGAUACCAAGCAUGUCUUUACACCAGGCUUCGUGAUUGAAUCUCUGGACGUAAUAACCCACCCUCAGUUUGACCCCAUAACUUUAGAGAAUAACCUUGGACUUCUUGACCUCAAUAGGCGUAUUGAAUUCACGGACAAGAUUCAACCUAUUGAGUUGGCAGAAAGUGACGAUCAACCUCCUUCAUCUGGCCGGGUUUGCAGUUAUGGCGAAAAAGAUGGGAAAUUUGGUGAAGAUCUAUUCUGCGUGGACGUCACAGUAACUGAGGCUGACGGUCUUCUUAUUGCACAGAGCAGUGUCAAUGCUUCCAAGUAUGAUAUUGGGGCCGCUUUAGUGUCAGAUGGCAAGGUGCAUGGUAUACUUGUACGAGCUGCUGAUGACAACUCAGCUGGAGCUUUCCUCCCCACCUCUAAGUUCUUGUCCUGGAUAGAGGACGUGACAAACGAGAAGGAACCUGACAGUGAGGAGACUUUGGAGGUCGAUGAUAAUGACGUCCUUGUAGCUGAAUGAAACGGGCUUAUUUAAUGAUACAUUUUGUUAUAGUAUAUAUGUAAAAUAAAUAAUUAUACUAGAAAAUACGCGCUCAAGGAGUUCUAGAGAGACUAAAAACUCUUAUCCCCAACUUUUAUACUACUGAAACUAGUGAUUCGUGUGUCCUUUUUUUUAGUCCUUUUCAUUGUCUACAUAUGGCUUAAUUGCUUGUUUUGUUCUAUUCUUUAUGGUAAGUGAUUUUAUAUCUUAUGUCGUUUUGCACUUCUGGCGCUAACCUUAUUUAAUUUUAAAAAAUUCUUUCCUCACACUGCCUGGAAGAGAUCGCUUGCAAGCGAUAAGGAUAAGGUAACUAUUAUAACUAUAAUGCAUUUUUUGCAAGGUGGUGUAAAUAAAAGAGCAGAAUGUUUAAAAUUGUCAUUGUAGAGGAGAACUAAAGGGAUAUUAACUUGUUUACGUUGUUUCUAAAUAUAAUUUUGUAUUAAAAAGUGUUUAAAAUUGUAUCAAUAUUAAAAGCCUGAAAAUAGU